AUGGUUGACCUAACAACUGAAGAAAACGAUUUUGAUUUUACUGGUAUAUUUCCCAAUUGUAGAAAUGAUUUUAAUUAUUAUUGGGACAGGCGUUUUUCAGAAAGAAAACAAUUAUAUAAUGAUUAUUCAAGCGUGUGCAGUGAUUAUAUUAAAAAUAUAAAGGCUUAUAAGCUUGGUGACAUGGCUUUUCAAACAGAUUGCAUAAAACUGGGUUUAUAUUUAAAUUAUAUAGAAGACAAAAAUAAAUCAGGAAAAAACUUUUACUUAGAAGCAUCCUGUAAAUAUUUUUUUUACCAUUUAAAAGAUCUAGUGAAGAAACAUGGAGGUAAUUGUAAAACAACAAAUAACUGCUACGAGUUGUUUAUUAAAAAAAAUACAACGCACGGUGUUAGUAGAAUUAGCGUGCCUAAUAUAUGCCUUCAAAAUGCAAAUGAUAAUGAUAUUGAUGAAAAUAUAUUUAAAAUAUUGAGUCUUCUGGACAAUCUGUAUAAUUUAAUUGAGAUUUUUAAAAAGAGAGAACAUAGAACCUAUACCAAUGUAAAGGCAUUUGAUUCGAAUAUGAACAGUUUAGAAAAAUAUCCAGCUACAUAUAAUAAGAGUCUUAAUGAAGAAUUAGAAAAAAUUUUUAAAGAAUUUAAAAAUUUCUUUAAAACCUGGUCUACAUGGUGGUAUGGUAGUAGUGCUUUGCCUUACUUCUCUAAGAAAUGGAAAGAUAGAAAUACUUUCAGGCACAUAGAAAAAAGCACAAAUUCAGGCACAUACAUUAGUGCAAGUUCAAUUGUAAAUACAAGUACAGAAACAAGUGCAAAUAUAGAAGCAAGUACAAGUAUGGGAACUAGUGCUGAAGUAAUUUUUUUUUGCUUUGCAAUUAUAUCAAUUUUGUUUGUUUUGUAUAAAGUUAAAAAUAAAUUUUUAUUUAUUUAUUAUACGACGUAUGGAUCAUUUUUACAACCAAGGGUACGAAGGUUAAAAAAAAAGUUUAAUAAAAAAAAUAGAAACCAUCAGAACUUAAUAGAUUCAUUUCAUAGGACAAAACAUAAUUUAAAUUAUAAUGGUUACCCAAUAGCAUAUGCCUCAGAGAACUAA
Molecule: messenger RNA, 1086 nt
Organism: Plasmodium gonderi
Lineage: Eukaryota; Apicomplexa; Aconoidasida; Haemosporida; Plasmodiidae
Product: variable surface protein
Exons: 3
Coding region: 1-1086 (361 amino acids)
Source: RefSeq, a predicted model, not a curated record